AUGUUCUUAUCCGCCUGCUGCAAAGGCAUCUCGGAGUGGCCGUUCGAUUCCCAAAGGCCGAGCCAUACCUCGGGUCAAGACCAGCUGCCCGACGACAUAUCCAGCUUCUCUGAAAAGUCUCACUCUGCUACGCCUCCGGCUCGAGAGAAACGGCCUGCACCUGCACAAGCAUUCGGCAGCCAACAAUCGUCGACCCCCUUCGAAGCUGAAAUCGACCACCUUCGACCGACUUCAUCCGACAUCGGCCUUGGCAUUCGGCUCUACUUUGAGUUUUGCCAUCGGCAACCGAUCUGGUGCUUCGAGCGAGACGAGGUUGGAGAUACCAGUUCGCUCCCCGACGAGCUUGCUUGCAGCAUCCUGGCUGUGACGUCUCGCUUCUCCAGGAAAGGCGACGAGCUGCAGGUCUAUGGUGAUAAUGCCAGAAGCAUGAUCAUGGUCCGCAUAGCCAGCGGAUCCGUCGGUCUUCCUACGAUAGAGAGCCUUUGCCUCCUCUCUUAUUCGUCGUUUAUAGAUGGAAACGUUCAUCUCGGCCAAUUCUAUCUUGGGCUAGGUCUCCAACUGUGCCGAUCCGCAAUGCUGGAUCUGGACGCCGGAUACACGAUGGACGAUCUCACGUUAGAGCGCAAGAAGAGAGUUUUCUGGAGCCUACAGGUUCUCGAUCAGUAUCAUGGCCGUCAGACUGGGGCCCUCAGCAUGCCAACAGAGAUAUGGCGCCAGUCAUACGGAUCAAGCGGUGUUGAUCAUCGUCAUCCCAUGGAGCUGGACGCCAAACCUCCCCCUCUGCCCAUCGACAAUGUUGGCCACACGGUUCCCAGCGAACCCGGCAUCUGGAAUACAAGUGUCCAUCUCGGCUGGGUCUGGAGUCGUGUGCGGAAAUACGUCUCGGACUGCGCUCAUGGAAUUUUCCGGGAACCUUGGCGGCGGGAUUCCAUGUAUGCCACCGUCUUGUCGGACUUUAUGGAGGCGGAAAAUAGGAUUCCAAUGUGUCACAGGUACGACUCGGUCAAGUUUGUCGAGCGCAAAAUGGAAGAUCUCAAGGUGAAUCGCGACUACUGGGUAACAUGGUUGAAGGAGCAGUUCACAUACCAUGCCAUACCGACAGUCCUCAACCAUCCUUUCCUCUAUAUUGUUGGUGCUCAGCACAACGCAAACCUGGCCAUUCCGAAUACGUUUUGGAGGCGGUCGUCGGAAUUGGCCUUGAUCCAUUCCACCUGGAUCGCACGAAUGAUCGACAUGGUGGUGAUUAAACAAGUGCCCCUGACGGAUCCUUUCUUCGGGCACAUUGCAGCCAUUGCAGCCACGGUGCAUCUGUAUUACUGUUGCGCAGCCGCGGCCAAACUGAAGCACAAGUCUAACACGGACUUUGCCAAGUGCAGAAGGUUUCUAAAGGGCUUCAUUCCUUUCUCGCCGGCAUGCCGAGCAUUGGACCGAAACCUGGACAAGAUGACUAGUAUUGCCGCGGGCUCCGAAGUAAACGAUGUCGAAGAUUGGAUGCCAUCCAGAAUCUACCUCAGCGUGCCGCUGAUGUGGAACAUUCUGCGGUUCAACUGUACCGCAGACUCGAGGGAGUUCUCCCACACCGGUCUGCUGGACCCGUCGCUGGCCCUCACCGUCGCUCACGAAGACGACGACGACGACGCAAUGAUGCUAGACAUUAUUGUGGCCACGUCGCCCGAAAUUACAGUCAAUACCGCCGACGGCGGUCAAGACGCGCCCACGUUGCCCUUCAAGGGAACGGUCAACUCGUCGCCAAGCUCGUCGCGAGAGACGGCCUUUAAUGAGAUAUCUGCCGAGCAGGCGGAUAGCCUUACCUUCAACACGACUCCCUGGCUAUAUGCCGAUCCUCCUCAGUUCAGUGACAUGACAGUCCUUGUUUAUGACGAAUCGCAGCCGAGCGCUGGCAGCGGCAGUAGCACGGCGUGGUGGGAAGGGGGGGGGCCCCAACGACGGUAUUUUCAGUCAGAUUUAGCGUGUACUUUGAAGCGUGCAAGUAACUAG
Molecule: messenger RNA, 1998 nt
Organism: Metarhizium album ARSEF 1941
Lineage: Eukaryota; Fungi; Ascomycota; Sordariomycetes; Hypocreales; Clavicipitaceae
Exons: 4
Coding region: 1-1998 (665 amino acids)
Biological process (GO): DNA-templated transcription
Cellular component (GO): nucleus
Molecular function (GO): zinc ion binding; DNA binding
Source: RefSeq, a predicted model, not a curated record